Messenger RNA from Thermothielavioides terrestris NRRL 8126, 1372 nucleotides. RefSeq lists its product as uncharacterized. The coding region runs from base 227 to 1183 and encodes 318 amino acids. Lineage: Eukaryota; Fungi; Ascomycota; Sordariomycetes; Sordariales; Chaetomiaceae. Gene Ontology annotation, cellular component: endosome; retromer complex. The record is from RefSeq and is a predicted model, not a curated record. Gene Ontology annotation, biological process: retrograde transport, endosome to Golgi; intracellular protein transport. The transcript is spliced from 4 exons.
CACGGCUGAUCGAGGAUGCAUGCAUCACAAGUCGCUUCGUGACCCAUGAAUGCGACGACUUUACGCGAAUCAAUUCUCUUGUAGCAUUUGCGAUCCCAACAACUUUUACUGUCCAAGCUUGAAGAAUUAGCUGGCAUUCUGCGACGACGGCUUGGCCCGCCGCGCGUCUCGUUCCAAAGCUCUCUACAGUUCGAGGAGGAGUAUCGUGUAUCACGCCGCCGCCGCCAUGGCGUACUUCUUCGCGACACCGGUCGAUAUCGACAUUGUCCUCGACGAUGCCGACGAGCGGGCAAUGGUCGAUGUCAAGCUGGACAAGAACCGGCGCGAGAAGGCCCCGCUAUACAUGGACGGCGAGUCCGUCAAGGGCGCCGUGACCGUGCGCCCCAAGGAUGGCAAGCGGUUAGAGCACACGGGAAUCAAGGUGCAAUUCAUUGGUACAAUAGAGAUGUUCUUCGACCGGGGCAACCACUACGAGUUCCUGUCGCUCGUCCAAGAGCUGGCCGCGCCAGGCGAACUGCAGCACCCGCAAACCUUCGACUUCAACUUCAAGAACGUCGAGAAGCAGUACGAGUCGUACAACGGCAUCAACGUGAAGCUGCGCUACUUUGUGCGCGUCACCGUCUCGCGCCGCAUGGCCGAUGUGAUCCGUGAGAAGGACAUCUGGGUCUACAGCUACCGCAUCCCGCCCGAGAUGAACAGCAGCAUCAAGAUGGAUGUCGGCAUCGAGGACUGCCUGCACAUCGAGUUCGAGUACAGCAAGAGCAAGUACCACCUCAAGGACGUCAUCGUGGGCCGCAUCUACUUCCUGCUCGUGCGCCUGAAGAUCAAGCAUAUGGAGCUCAGCAUCAUCCGCCGCGAGACUACCGGUGCCGCCCCGAAUCAAUACAACGAGAGCGAGACGCUGGUGAGGUUUGAGAUCAUGGAUGGCUCGCCAUCGAGGGGAGAGACCAUACCGAUCCGGCUGUUCCUUGGCGGCUUCGACCUGACGCCGACUUUCCGGGAUGUCAACAAGAAGUUCUCGACGCGAUACUACCUCAGUUUGGUCUUGAUCGACGAAGACGCAAGGAGAUACUUCAAACAGUCAGAGAUCAUCCUAUAUCGGCAAGCGCCCGAAAUAGCUGCCAAUGGGCAAGAAGCCUUACCAGCACCUGAAACCAAGCAAGUAGCGGCGGCGCCUGCUUAGUUUGAGUUGGCAGUAGUCGGGAAGGGCCAGGAGGAAAACGCAAUGGGUGGUCGGUUUUGUAUGUAUGUAUGGAUGCGAGGGGUAAUAUUCUUCAGCAUGGGCACGGCGUUGGUUCGUUCAGUCACCCAAGGAACUCCUACGUUCUACGUUCAACUUGACAUUCAAGGGAAUUUCGAAAAAUGUUCCUCG